Staurois parvus is the source of this 6619-nucleotide messenger RNA. Lineage: Eukaryota; Metazoa; Chordata; Amphibia; Anura; Ranidae. The record is from the annotation of a GenBank genome assembly.
AGAAGGGAUUGAGGAAAGAGCCAUCUGUCCGAGACCGUUCAGCAUCUCCGUCUCCAAGAAGACGUAAUAAUUCCCGGACAGCCACUGACCGAAAUAAUAAAAGAGAAGACAGACACAGAGACAAGGCUGAGAAGAAUUCAUACCGAUCACCUUCCCGAGAAACAUCUCCCACGUCCAGUCCCGUACCCCGAAAGAGAAGCCGGCGGGACAGUCCAAAGGAGCGCUCUUCAGACGCCAAAGGAGCAGAAGGGUUGAGGAGGAAAGAUUCUCCUCUUCGUCGUCGAUCUCCUGCUACUCAGACACAAUCUUCUAAAGGGUCUAGAAGAGAGAGAAGCCCAUCUCAAGACCAAGCCUCCCCAGAACGAGCACCCCAAGAGAGUUCAUCCAAAUAUGACAAGCGUGUUAGUAAUAAGCGCUCACCACCAGCCCCAAGUAAGACUUCAAAAGCUACACGUUCAUCCCUCCUCCUCCUCCUCCUCCUCCUCCUCUUCCUCCUCCUCAUCAUCGUCUUCAUCAGGAAGUGAAGUGUCUGAUCAUGAGAAGGUCAGAGAUGUGCGAAAGAGUCAGGCUGGUGGCAAGCAAAGUACAAAAAAUUACAAAUCAGAUGCUGGAGAUAAGCAUGGCAAGUCAGUAACACAAACGGAGGACAAAAGGACGAGGCCCUCACCGGUUAGACAGGUGGACCGUGAUAGGAGGUCAAAGAAAAGUGCUUCUCCUAGUCCUCAGAGACCACGCAAACUAAGAUCCCCUCCAGGAAGGAGUUCCACUUCAAAGAGCCCACCAAGGAAAGGUCGAUCAGUAACACCUCAGCGCAAAGCCAGAUCGCCUUCUACCCCUCCUAGACGUAGAAAAUCCAAGAGUCCAAAGCGCAAAGCUCAUUCUCCCUCUAAGUCUCCCCAAAAAGCACGAGUGCCAUCUCCAACGCCCCCCACGUCGUGCCAGAUCAAAAACUCCCCAGCGAAGGCAGAGAUCUAUGUCACAAACACCUCCACGUCACCAGCGUGAUAAAGAGAGGUCUUCCCAUGGUGAUAAACACAAAUCAACUCAGCAGCGAGACAGAUCUGAAACUCCUAAAAAGAGUGAAGGGUCUCGUACCCAUUCAUCCAAAAGAUCACUGUCUAGGUCACCAGUUUCGCCGUGUAAGCCCCAUCACACGCUCUCCUCGGAGAAAGGAAAGGUCACAUUCCCGCUCAUCUGACAGACAGGAAAGAUCACGCACUCGCUCGCCAGUCAAGAGAACAAGAUCCCGCUCUCGGUCUCCAAAGCAGAAGAAACUGACCAAAUCUGAACAAAAAUGGGCAAGGUCUCCUUCUGUGACGUAUCGUGAUAAAGACGGGUCACGAUCAAACUCAAGACAUCAAAGGAGAAGGUCACCUUCUGAUGCUUCUAUAGCUUCUAAGUCACGUAGCCGUAGUCCACAAUUAUAUGGAAAGAAGAAGUCUCGCUCACGAUCUCCUAAGCAACAGUCGUCUUCUAGAAUGACGCAAAAGAGGUUAGCGUCGCCCAGAGAUAAACCCCAGGCCUCCAGGAGAAAAAUCUUCAUCACGUUCAGUGUCUCCAUUCCUGAAAAAGAUUUCAUCAAGGGAUCGAUCCCAGAGGUCUGUAUCUAGAUCCAAAUCAAGAAGAACAAGAUCACCUUCGUCUGAAAAAGGUUCGGCCAGAAAAACGGAUAAGAAAUUGGAGUCCAGCAAAAAAAGGUACAGUUCCUCACCAGAACCAAAGGGGCGCCAAAAUAGAUGCUCUCCUGAACAAGAAAAGAUAUACAAGACAUCCGGACGUACAGAGCCCCUAAAUAACAAGAGUGCAGGAGGGCGAAGUCCAUCAGCCUCUCCCGUCUCACAGACAUCACGUAGAAGCAGGUUGACAGAAGAAUCUUCACCUAUUCGUAGCAGAGGUGGAGAGAUCAAUAGGUCUAGAGCCCCACUGGCCAAGAAGUCUAAUCUUUCUCCUGAGCGUAGACCAGGAUCUAAAGAGUCGGCCAAAAUUUCCCAUACAAGGUCAUCUGCAUCUCCAUUGCAGAGUCGUUCCAUGGAGGGUAAAUAUGGAUCAUCUCGAAAAGAUGAGUCAAGACCCAUUCUUGACAAAUUAAAAACUUCUGGUAAUAAAUAUAGGUCAGAGUCCUCUUCAGAACGUGAAUCCCGGCCAAAAUCCAAACUCCAGUCUUCAGAAGACAGGAAAGGUUCGACGCGUGCUUUAGGUAAAAAUAGAUCUCGUUCUUCAUCAGAAAGUGAAGAUGGCUCUUCCAGUUCACACAGCAAAGAAGGGUCUGGUUCAUCAACAGAACGUGAAUACAGAGCUAAACUGUUGUCAAAGAGCACUGAAUCAAGAGUUCAGUCAGAACAUGACACUAAAGGACUUAAACCAGGGACAAAGCGUUCAUCCACUUUGGAACUCAAAGCAAAAUCAUUACAGAGCAGAAGUAGAUCUGACUCCUUAUCAGAACGUGAAGAGAAGUCCAAAGCUAGGCCUAAGUCUUCAAAUCAGCCAAUCUCUAAAUAUAGGGAAAGAUGUGAGGCGUCUCCAGAUGGUACAGUUAAAUCUAUUCUGCCUGCUAAUAGACCCUUAUCAGAAAAUGAGCAGAGAUCGAGGUCAGCAAAAUCUAAGUCCAGUUCAGAGUCUUCUCCAGACAGAGGGCCUAGAAACAAAAUGGCAAAAUCCCAAACGGGUUCAGACAGUCAACAAAAAAUUAGGAGGCAAUCAACCAGAUCAAGUUCGGGAUCUUCUUCAGAGAGAGGGUCAAGAAGCAGACCUGAACCAAAAAGAACCAGCUCCAGGUCGUCAUCUGAACGACUACCAAGACGACGAUCAAGGGGUACUGAGAGUUCCUCUUCAGACCGCUCAGCUAAGUUUGACGUAGGUAGGCAAAGGCAUAGUUCAGGCUCAUCAUCUGAAAGGCCCCCCAAGAGUAAGCCACUUCAUGGUGGAGCUGUUUCUGGAACAUCUUACCAACAUCCUGCAAGAUCUGAUUCUUAUUCCUCUUCAGGUUCAAAAUCCAAUCUAAAAUCUUCUCACAGUAAUAAAGAGGUCUCUCGUUUAUCUAAACAUGAUUCAGCAUCCCCUCAGAUUAGAGAAAGGUCCAGAUCAUCAGACCACCCAAGAAAAGCCAAUUCUAAGUCCUCAGUAACUGAGUUAAGAGAGAGAUCUCACAAACGUACCUCUAGCUCUGAUUCUUCAUCUGAACGAGACACUAAACCCAGGUCGCCUCAGAAAAAAUCUCAUUCAGGAUCCCCUGAAAUUUGUGCAUCAAGGACACCACCAUACAAAUCACGAUCCUCUGAAAACAAGAGUAUAAUUCACGGUCUCCAUCUUCCAGAAACGAAGGGAAGUCUUUGGAUGCCUCUGCUGGUGGACCUUUGUCUCCAGCAUUUUCAAAGUCCUCAAUUACACAGCGACUUCAGGUACAACCAGAACCUUCUCCAAAGAAGCAAGAAGAGAUGGACAUUUCUCCUACUAGAGAUGAAUCCUCUUCAGAUAAAAGAUCUUGUUCAAAAAGCAACACCUCCUCUGAUAGUGAGAAUUUCUCAAGAUGAGGUAUCAAAGAUUGCAACUGAAGUUGCAAAUAAAUCUGAACUGGAACCAGACCAUAGUACAAUUUCCAGCAAAGCAAGUCCAGAGCAAAGGGAGGAAUGUUCAGUUACAUCCCCUAUUUUAGAUGUAAAUGGAACAGAGUCAAGGCUGAGCAGGGAUAGGCUGAUCCAUGAACCUGUCAAGGACUCUGUGUCCUCCCCAGUUCCAGCAGUUCUUGAAAUGCCUGUGAAAGGGCCCAUUUCAUCUGACCAUGAUAUUUCCAGGAAUGAAGUUCCACUGAUGGAUGACUCAUCCCCAGUCCGAGAUAUGGCAAAGAAAAGAUCUGACAGAAAAAAAUCCAGUUCAUCCUCAUCUUCAUCCUCCUCAUCUUCAUCCUCUGCCUCCUCUUCCUCCUCAUCAUCCUCAUCGUCGUCCUCUUCCUCCUCCUCAUCUUCGUCUUCUGAAGAGGAUGAUGAACCAAGUUCUUCGCCUGUAAAGAAGGCAACAUCUCCUCCCUCUAAAAGACUAAGGAUUAGCCAUGAUUCUCCUGCAACCAGUUAUUCCCCAGAACAAAAAUCUGUUGAAGAUGCAGUUUGUGACAAACCAUUAGAGUCAGCUGCUGAAAAACAUUUAGAUGCUGAUCUGUGCAACCAAACUAAAUCUCCAUCUGCAGAAGUCAAUCUGGAUGAUCAUCAAGGUAGUCACAACUCCCCCGUCCACUGUUUGGAGAUGUCCUCCUUGGUAAAAGAGAGCGCAUCCCUUGAGAUUCAGAUGAUUGCAUCAAAUUCUGAGACUGUUCCUCAUGCUUAUGUUGAGUAUCCCAUUUCUGCUGCAGACAGUAAAGCCACUGCAGACAAGUUGCAUGCCUCACCACCACCGACCAGUCCUGUUUCUCAACCAAGUGAAGUCAGAACACCUGCAGAUAUUACAUAUAAAGGUGAACCUUCUCCAAAGCAGACAAGUCCUCAGCCACCUCUUUUAGAUGGAGCUGAUUUUUCAAAUGCUCAGACUGAUUCACUUCAUGGCCAGAUGGACUCCAUGACAACUGCACAUGAUGAACAAAGUACUGGUAGAGUAUCGGUAACUCCUCAGACAAAUAAAAGCCCCAAGUCCCGUAGUUCCUCAAAGUCUAGUAGCUCUGAUUCAUCUUCUGAAGACAGCAGCUCUGAUUCUUCAAGUGAGAACAGCUCUUCAGAAGAGCAUUCUACAUCUGAUCGAUCAAAACCCUCUGAAAAGGUCACCAAGCCAGAUCCUCCACCUAUACGGCGUAUUGCAUCGCCAGCUAAAAGGGAGCUGUCUCCGGAGUCACCAAAGCGUGAAACAAGGAAAUGGACAGACAAAGAGAAACGUAGCCAUUCCCAUUCCUCUUCUAGAUCACCAGUAAGCAGGGAAAUACAUCCACAGAAAAGGCGAUCGCCUUCAAGGUCACCAUCCAGAAAAAGAAUGUCCAAGACACCACCACGACGACAAGUAAGGACGCCACCUCGAGCAUUUAGAUCACGUUCACGGUCAAGGACGGACAGAUACCCAUUUAGAAAUCGCUCAAGAUCCUCUUCCAGGCGGUCGCCAUCGUGGCAUGAGCAUAGAAGAUGGGUUCGUCGCCGGUCCCCUUCAUCUCCUAGACAAGGCCAUUCUGGGUCUCGAUCACGAGUUUGGCGUUCUCGUCGUGGUCGUUCUGGGUCACCUCCUUGGAGAGGCCGGUCAAGAUCGUUAUCAAGACCAGAUUCUUCUCGGUAUUCCCGCCAUGGAAAUUCUAGACUUUCUCCUAGAAGAAGAUCAAGAUCGCCACACCGACGAGAGAGACCUUACUAUCAGAGGGGAAAGAUCUAGUUCCUCAACUAGAAGAAGGAGACCUUGGAGCCCACAGAGGAGAUCCAGGUCACCUGAAAGACGAGCAAGGUCCCGAUCUUCUGAUAGGUAUAGGAGUGCACAAAUCACCAGAGGGGCUAGACGCGGCCGUUCACCAUCACCACCUGGUCGAGAAAGGACUCGCUUGUCAGGCGGGCGAGGACGCUCCAGGUCCCCAAGGACAGAUAAAUCAGAUUUACGGCACAAAAGUCCACGGUCACCAGCAAAAUCCUCCAGUCCUGUCACUAAAUCUCAUCCUACCUCUCCAGCAAGGUCCAGCAAUGUUCAGUCUCAUAUAAAUAAUUCUCAGAGAUCACCAUCUCCUCCACAGUUGGAGAAGCAUGCUGUGAGGUUGCAAAAAAGCCCAGUGCUUGGAGAGCCAAACGUCCAAGACCAAGCACUUUCUGCUAGCAAGGGAGAGUCUUCUUCAGCAAGCCUUAGUUCUUCUUUUCCCCGGACAGCACUGGAUGAAUGUAGCAGGUCUCCUCCAAGGCUUCUGAAAGCAAAUGAUGCUCCAGAUACUCCUCCAUCUUCCAGAAGUGGAGAGAACAAUUCUGAAAUGGAAUCAAAGAUUGCGGACAACCAAAAAUUAGAAUCAGAAAACAUAACUUGUGCUACUGUGGUAAAUUUGGAAGGCGAGAAGGCCCCCCAUUCACCGAGUCACGCUAAUGGAUCCACAGAACAAGAUAGACCAAGUCUGAUGUCUCCAACGCAGCAGAAGAGGCGGGAGAGAUCCUCUAAGAGUCCUUCAGCUUUGCGGUCAGAGCCAGAAGCCAGUUCCUCAAAGGCUGCCCCAGUUUCUUUGGAUGCAGAAAGGGUCCCCAGCCCACCACCAGCAGAACCCAAGACACUGGAAGAGGUCUCCGUGGCUAAAGGAGAACCCCGCCGAUCCCGAAGCUCCAGUUCUUCUUCCUCAUCCUCCUCAUCGUCAUCCUCCUCAUCGAGCUCUUCAUCGGGCUCAGGCUCUUCAUCUUCUUCCUCAUCCUCGUCCUCUUCCUCAUCUCCUAAAUCUGCAAAUAAAGCCGACAGCAAGAAGGGACCCUCGCCUGGGAGGAGGAGGUCUCGCAGUCCACGUAAACCCAUCGACUCGCUGAGGGAUUCUCGUUCCCUGAGUUAUUCUCCAGCUGAGAGACGCCGCCCCCCCUCCCUCCUCCACCCCGCAGAAGAGAACGAGAUUCCUGGAGGAAUCCAAUUCCCCCUGAGCGCAAGAGGCGGAGAGAUUCUCCAGGACCCCCCCGCUACUCCCACAGGAGGCCCUCCAGGU